Messenger RNA from Vollenhovia emeryi, 4584 nucleotides. RefSeq names its product cytosolic carboxypeptidase 1-like. The transcript has 18 exons. Gene Ontology annotation, molecular function: zinc ion binding; metallocarboxypeptidase activity. Gene Ontology annotation, biological process: C-terminal protein deglutamylation; protein side chain deglutamylation; proteolysis. The coding region runs from base 623 to 3976 and encodes 1117 amino acids. The record is from RefSeq and is a predicted model, not a curated record. NCBI's taxonomy places the organism in Eukaryota, Metazoa, Arthropoda, Insecta, Hymenoptera, Formicidae.
GUUGUGCAAAUACCUGUGAAUAUUUUGUUCUUUUUUUUUAAAUCUCCUCUUAAGAACGUGCGAGCACGUUUUCUCUUUGUUUAACAAACCGCUUUGGCCUCCUAUAUAUAUGCAGGAAGCGGUAAAAAGCUUGGCGCUCCCGCGGCGGCGAGACUUCGGCGAUGCAUCGCGGCGCAUCGGUCGAUGACGCCAGGGUGCUGGAGGAGGCGAGGGUGUUAUCGCCAAGACGUGAGAGAAAGGGGGCGCGAUUUUCGGGAAGCGGCCGUCGCUAAAAAUAAACGCGCCCCGCUUCCGUAUGUGUGCGCAUCCGUGUGCGCGCGCGUUAUGCAUUUAAACAUAGUUUUGGCAGGCAGAAACGUCAAACCGCCGCGGAGUGGCGGAGCGCGAGGGUCGGCUUCGCGAAUUUCGCGCGCAGGGAGAGCGAGAGACUCGUCGCGCGACCUCGCGAAUCGACGGCCGUCGCGCGCCGGAUAGGAGAGACGAUCCUCACCGGGGACUUUUCCCUCGCUCCGGAGAAGAAGCCGUUGAGAAUUUUUACUCUCGCGGGCCCCGUUCCUUCGAGCGGUCGCGACCUAUCGAAAUUCACCCGCCUCGAUAUGGGCAGACGGAUAGAGGGGGAAAUAUGAAAGGUGCACCGGCGAAGUACGACAAGGAGAAUCGGCGACCGAUGGCGGCGGCGCAACCGGUCGACGUCCAGCAGGAAGAUGUGAUGUCAGCGGGUAAUAAAAGCGCGGACGAGGUUGUGAACGAUGCGCUGUUGGAGAAGCUCCGAACUUACGCGGCUAAGCCGCAGGAGGCGGCCGACGCGCUCAGGGCGAUCGCGGCCAAGAUUCACGCGCGUGUCACCUCAUCAGAUCGGCGGAUACGCGAGCGCACGUUGGAAAAGCUCUGGCGCAAGAAUUCCGGGGCGAUGGAAUCGUUCAUUAUGACCCUGGAGAAUUGCAAGGACCACGUUGCUAACUACAGUGUCACCGGCAUAUUGCACGAAUGUAUAUCUCCUCGAGUGACCAAAGGCAAAUCCAAGGAGAGAGGGAGCAAGAAUAAAAGUGCCACAAGAACCAGUAGCCGAAUGGCGGUCAUUCAACUGAUCAACUUAGGUAUCACGCAAGUCCUAGUUAAACUUUUAAUAAAUCUGCAACACGCAGAUACUAUCACGGGCGAAGUGCUCACUCAAGACAUCCUCUGGAUUUUGGGACAGGUGGCUCAAAGGGACCAGAAGUUUGUGUCAAAAAUGAAACUGCUCAACUCCGUGAAAGUGUUCCACGCGCUGUUGAAACAGCAUUACAACAACAGCAAGACGUUAUUGCCGCUGCUGUUGAUCAUCAAAACUCUUGCUAAAAAUUCUUUUUCCUUGCAAACACUCGUAAAGGAUGGCAUCACUAAUACUUUGGAGAAAACGUUUGUCAAUAUCGGUUAUACGCCACAUUUGAAAUUAAGAACGUUACUGGACUGCUUCAAACAUUUAACGACCAAUAGACUAUGUUGUAGCAAAUUCGUUAAAGCGGGAAUGGUACACUUGCUGAUGCGAAUCUUCGAGAGAUGGGAGAGAUUCGACGGACAGAUUCGCUUAAAGAUUUGUAAUUACGCUCUGAAUACGCUUCAGCAUCUCUGCAUAAUAAAGGCUGGGAGGAAGGCUAUCAAGGCGAACAAUGGCCUACAGCUACUGUACCGGUUCUGCACGAGCUGUCCAGAGGACAAAGCCUAUGACUGCCUGCUGUCGCGUAUUUGCGGGAUAAUCAAUCAGUGUCUGGAGAAAAAAGAGUUACCGGUGCCCGAAAUGUCGCCUGCGAGAUUUGUUCUGCCCGAGGCAAACGUUAACAGAGCGAACAGUGCUGAGAGCGGCAGCGACGUUGACAGCCAGGCGAACAGUGUGGCUUCGAUCGGUAGACUGUAUAGCGAUCUUGAUUCCGGGGACGACGAAGAGAGCCACGACUCCAGAGAUACAAUGGACAAUGAGAUUCACGUGGGCGACGAGGUGGACGAGAGCAAAUUCUUCGCCGGGGUCUUUACCUCGCAGAGAUCCGAGGAGGAUCUCGCUGGGUACCACACGUUCUUCAAGGAGUUGGGAAAUCUGCGGUCACAGCUACAUAUCGUCGGAUCGUCGAACGUGAAGCUAACCGAUCUUUGCUUGGUGGAGGACGAUCAGAUAAACGCGCCGCUCACAAAGGUGGGAAAGACGAAGACCUUAGUCAAGGACUUUUCGAGAUCUAACGGUACACCGAAGAGUCAAUUGGUGAACGGCACGCACAGUUUGAAGGUCCUGGAGGACGUGUCGGCGAACGCGACGGAGCGGCACGCGUAUUGCGCCGUGGCGAGUAAAGCGAGGAGCGUUAUCAGUUUCGUCAAGGUUGCUUAUCCGGACCUGAUCGGCGGCGACGGUAUGGGGAAAGCUGAGCCGCUCAAUAUUAAGGACAGGAAGGUUUGCCGUGCGAAACUGCUGGCCUGCGUGGAACGCGGUCUCCACGCUGCCGCCACCAUCCAGGAAGUCGUUUACGACCUUGAUGCACUCGCAAGUCCCGCGCUCCGGGCAGCAUCGGGCGACGAGCGAUUGUUUGGUAACUGGGACGAGAAGAGGGUCGGCAAGCGUAAUUUCGACACGAAACGCUUGCAAUUCGAGUCCAGAUUCGAAAGCGGCAAUCUGAGGAAAGCCAUUCAGAUAGGUCCGCGAGAAUACGAUCUUAUCUUGACGCCGGACGUCAAUAGCGGCUCCAGGCAUCAGUGGUUCUAUUUUGAGGUCUCCAGCAUGGAGGCAAACGCACCAUACACGUUCAACAUAAUUAACUGCGAGAAAACAAACUCGCAGUUCAACUUUGGCAUGAAGCCGAUACUGUUUAGCGUCAUAGAGGCGCAAUGUGGCAGGCCAGGUUGGGUGAGGACCGGCGUCGACAUUUGCUACUAUCGGAAUUGUUAUCAACGCACCACCAGGGGAAAAACGUACUUUACGACAUCCUUCACGGUCACGUUUCCGCAUGCUUACGACGUUUGUUAUCUGGCGUAUCAUUUCCCGUACACAUACAGCCGGCUGAUGACCAACAUCUGGAAGUGGACGAAGACGGUCUCCGCGGCAAACGUGUACUUUCGCGCGGAGACACUCUGCGAGACUUUAAACGGCAAUGAGAAUCCUGUGCUCACCAUUACGUCACCGGAUUCGAAAACCAAUCCUAUACAUACACGAAAGAUGAUCUUCUUAACAUCCAGAGUACACCCCGGGGAGAGCAACGCCUCUUGGGUGAUGCAUGGGACAAUGGAGGCUCUCCUAAGUGACAACCAACACGCCAGCAGUUUACGUGACGAUUAUGUGUUCAAAAUAAUUCCAAUGCUAAAUAUAGAAGGAGUUGUGAACGGCUGCAAUCGGUACGGCCUGACGAACGAGGACCUGAACCGACGCUGGAGCAGCCCCAAUCGGACCUAUCAUCCGGUCAUCUAUCACACCAAGGGCCUGAUGGAGUAUUGCGCCAGGGUGCUGCAGAGACCGCCCCACGUUUUCGUCGACUACCACGGCCACUCGCGGAGGAAGAACGUGUUUCUGUUCGGCUGUUCAAGGUCGGGUUCCUGGAGCGCCGCGGACAGGGCGAAACCGGACCAGCCGGUGCAGUAUUUGAUGUUACCGCAUCUCAUGCAGAGGACCUCGCCGGCUUUCGCUUUGCAGCUCUGCUCCUUCAAGGUCGAGAGAAACAAGGAAUCCACCGCCAGAGUCGCUGUGUGGCGGCAGUUGGGCGUUUCGAGAAGUUAUACCAUGGAAAGCAGUUUUUGUGGAUGCGACCAGGGCGUACUGGCAGGAUUACAUUUCGACACAGAGCAUCUCAAAGCCAUUGGGAGAGACUUUUGUCAAGCCCUAUCUAUGAUGAAGGACGGCGGAGACGACUGGGCCAUCGGAAAAAAUCCCGUGGGAAAACACAUUUCCAUGGAAUCAGGAUGCAUGGGCAACGAUGUAUCUUCCAGUAGUGAAUCCAAUGAUUCCGAUUUCGAGACUUAGGGGAGACUGCACCUUAGUCAAGUGUUUUGACAAGAAAAUUCAUUACGAACAUUUAUCUUUCUGCACUUUCAAAUUUAAAAUUCAACACAAAAACUAUUUCCAUUCUGAAUAAAAUAGUAUAAAGUAUAGUACAAAGCGAUACUUCGCGACGAGAAAUAUUUCAAACAACAUUUAUUUAAAACUGGUAACAAACAUUUAAAGCUAUUCUCUCUAUGAAAAUACUAUCUACAUAUCGUUAAGUAUUUGUACGUAUCUUGGAAAUUAAUACUUUGCAAAUUAAGUUCCAUGGUAAAAGUGACAAUGUUCGCUGUAGAUUCAAUGGAGCACUAACUUAAGUUAGUAUGGCCGUGUAUAAUUAUUUAGCUCGGAAAUGAAAUUCGUGAAAGUCAAAAAUGUAUCACAAUAUUACCAUCUAAAGUGAUAAAGCGAUGAUAUCUAGGAAACUUUACAUUUUUUAGGAAAUUUGAAUCAUCUUUAAAAGAAAGUAGGUUCAGAUAAUACCAAAAGUAAGGGAGCUGUGUCAUUCCCUAAUAAGGUACCUCGCUCUGUACUUUGUACACAUAACGUACGAUUAUAUAAAUAUAGGAAAUAAAUGUUAAUGAAAUUCA